AUGUUGAGGAAAACAAAAUUUACAAUCAGUGAGAGUAAUUUGAAACCCAUGGUACAUAAUAAUAUUGACGGUAAGAUAACUAAUUAUCAAAAAACUUAUAAAGAAUAAAAUGAUAGGAGAACUAAAAUAAAAGAUUAAUUUGUCGUAGAUGAUAAUUUAGUAGUAAAAGAGGAUAAUAUAUGGAAACCCUGUAAAAUUGUAGGAAAGAUAAAAGGCUGCUCUAAAUCAUAUAAGAUAAAGUUACAGAGUGUUAUAGUGGUCAGACGAACGUCUUAUCAUUUGUAUCACAUAACUAGUCAAAGGUUUAAUGAAUUCUAUGUAGAUGAUGAUGAUAUUCUGCUUGGACAUGAUAAUGACGAAAAUUCGGUGGGGAAAAGUGAAGUUAAUGAGAAGAAUGAUGAUGCUGAUUAG
Messenger RNA from Cinara cedri, 411 nucleotides. NCBI's taxonomy places the organism in Eukaryota, Metazoa, Arthropoda, Insecta, Hemiptera, Aphididae. The record is from the annotation of a GenBank genome assembly.